AUGACACCCCUGCAUCAGCGACACAGCAACCGCGCGCGGAGCCGUGACAGCGCAUUUGGCGGGGACGUUUGUACGCCAGCCGUCCCCCCCGCCAACGCACUCAGCGUUUACCCCGUCACGGUGCAACGUUUCCCCCCGGACACCAACUCUCCGUGCGGAUCAUUUACUCACCUGCCUGUGAAAGAAAUCCCAUCACAUGCGUUUGAAGGACUUAGAGAUGCCUUCAUCAUUGAGAUCUCUCAGAGCGACUCCCUAGAGAGAAUAGAAGCGAGUGCAUUUGACAGCCUUCCCACUUUGUCUGAAAUACUAAUCCUGAACACAAAAAAUCUAUUGCACAUCGAGGACGGAGCGUUCAGAAACCUGCCGAAGCUAAAAUACUUGAGCAUUAGUAACACUGGAAUAAGGCAAUUUCCGGAUCUGACACAGAUCUUCUCAUUAGAAGCUCAUUUUAUCUUAGAGCUCUGCGAUAACUUGCGUAUGACAACUAUACCACAAAAUGCUUUCCAGGGGAUGAACAACGAAUCGCUGACACUCAAAUUAUAUAAAAAUGGAUUUGAAGAUAUCCACAGCCACGCCUUCAAUGGGACAAAGCUGAAUCAAUUAAUACUGAAGGACAAUAAGAACCUCAGGCGGAUACACAACGAUGCCCUGAGAGGAGCCACAGGGCCAGAUGUCCUGGAUGUUUCUUCAACGGCGCUGGAGUCCCUGCCUAGCUACGGGCUCGAGGCCAUUCAAGUCUUAAAUGCAACGUCAUCUUACUCGUUAAAGAGACUGCCACCACUGGAGAAAUUCAGCAGUCUUCUGGAAGCUGUUCUGACGUCCCCCAGCCACUGCUGUGCUUUUCGAAAUCUAAGGACAGAAAAAAAAAAUUCAUUGCUUUCCAUUUUUGACGACUUCUCCAAAGAGUGUGAAAGCACCAUGAGGAAACCAACUAAUGGAAUAUUCUACUCAGCCAUUUUCGAUGACAGCGAAAUGACCGGCUUCGACUUCGAGUAUGACUUCUGUCAGCCUCAGAUACUCACAUGCACUCCGGAACCAGAUGCAUUUAAUCCCUGUGAAGACAUCCUGGGAUACAGCUUUCUCAGAGUCCUGAUCUGGUUUAUAAACAUCCUGGCCAUCGCUGGCAACUUCACUGUACUCCUCGUUCUCACCACCAGCCAUUACAAGCUCACUGUUCCUCGCUUCCUCAUGUGCAACCUCUCUUUUGCCGAUUUCUGCAUGGGCCUUUAUCUGCUGCUCAUUGCUUCUGUUGAUGCCCAGACCAGAGGUCAGUACUACAACCACGCCAUAGACUGGCAGACAGGCAGCGGCUGCAGCACUGCCGGCUUUUUCACCGUGUUUGCAAGCGAGCUCUCGGUGUACACGCUGACGGUGAUCACUGUAGAAAGGUGGCAUACGAUCACCUACGCCAUGCAGCUGGAUCGAAAGCUACGCCUGAGGCACGCGGUGCCGAUCAUGCUCGGUGGCUGGAUAUUCUCCCUUUUGAUAGCGGUGCUGCCUCUCUUAGGGGUCAGCAGCUACAUGAAGGUCAGCAUUUGUUUACCCAUGGACAUUGAAACGGGUCUUUCCCAAGCCUACAUACUGCUGAUCUUAGUGCUAAAUGUUGUCGCCUUCAUUGUCAUUUGUGCUUGCUACAUUAAGAUUUACAUAGCUGUUCAGAAUCCAGAGCUGGUAGCUGCCAAUAAAGAUACCAAGGUUGCCAAGAGGAUGGCAAUACUGAUCUUCACGGAUUUUACCUGCAUGGCCCCCAUCUCCUUUUUUGCCAUAUCCGCUGCCUUUAAAGUACCUCUCAUCACAGUGACAAACUCCAAGAUCUUGCUAGUUUUAUUUUACCCUGUCAACUCCUGUGCAAAUCCAUUUCUCUACGCAAUUUGUAAGGGCCGAGCAGAGCUUCACAGGAUGAACUACUUCUCUGCUUAUACCUCCAACUGCAAGAACGGCAGCUCAGCCACAGCCCCCAGCAAAGCCUCACAAGCGCUGCUGCUUUUGUCAGCGUUAGAGAAGCCGUAUCCUGCAGUACCAGGCAAGACGUCUUACAAUGAAAAUUAA
Messenger RNA from Opisthocomus hoazin, 2049 nucleotides. The record is from RefSeq and is a predicted model, not a curated record. NCBI's taxonomy places the organism in Eukaryota, Metazoa, Chordata, Aves, Opisthocomiformes, Opisthocomidae.